UUCCGAUAUAACGAGGUUACUGAAACCUUGUGAUGUCCAUGCACCAUUUAACUAGCAUUUCAAAAAAAUGAAUUUACAACUGUAAUACAGAUAAAUUAAACAUGGUAUUCCUUUCGAUGUGUUUGUUGUCUGAAAAGCUGAUUAGAAAGAGUAAACGAAAAAUAUUGGACAGCCUAAGAAUAUACGUUAAAGGCGGUUCUGGAGGAUUUGGAUUAAAAAAAUAUGGUGGAAUUGGAGGGGCUGGAGGAGAUGUAAUUGCUAACGGUUUAAAAGAUGCAACGUUUAAAGAUAUUCUUAAAAAAAACCGUUCCAAAAGAUUUAUUGCGGGACAUGGUGAGAAUUCAAGUAGCAAACGGAUCUUAGGAAAGAAAGGAAGUGAUUUGACAAUCCAAAUUCCACUCGGUGUUACAGUUUAUGAUGAAGCAGGAUCUAAAAUUGGGGAAGUAAAUAAAGAAGGUGAAAAAGUGCUUCUAUCUGAAGGAGGUAUCGGAGGUUGUCAGGAUACUGAUUACUGCGGUAGGACUGUUGAAGGAAAAGUAGUGACGUUGGACCUCAAAUUGAUUGCUGACAUAGGGCUUGUUGGUUUCCCUAAUGCUGGGAAAUCAACACUUCUUUCAAUCUUGUCAAAUUCAAAACCAAAAAUUGCAUCUUACCCUUUUACAACAAUAGAACCAAACAUAGGAGUAAUGCAAUACAACGAUUUAAGAACAAUAACUAUGGCAGAUCUUCCAGGACUUAUUGAAGGUGCUCAUGUAAAUAUUGGGAUGGGAUUUAAGUUUUUAAAACAUGUUGAACGAACAAAAAUUCUAUUGGUUGUCGUUGAUGUAUCAGGCUUUAGACUUAGUGUGCGUCAUAAUAUUAGAUCAUGUUUAGAAACAAUUGUAAUUUUAAACAAAGAACUGGAAUUAUACAGGGAGGAGCUUCUGACGAAACCUGCUGUCCUUGUAGUGAACAAAAUGGAUCUUCCCCGAGCCAAGGAAACAUUUUACACAAUUGAAAAAAGCAUUGGAAAUUUAAAAGAUUGUUUCAAUACUGUACCUGAAGAGCUGAGGCCAAAAGUGCCCUUCAAAUUCCGCGAUAUAAUCGGAAUACAGGCUAUUAACAAAGAUGAAACUGAAAUAAAAAAACUCAAAGAUAUCCUUAGGAGGGCAGUCGAUGAAACUGAAUUAGACAAAGAGUUAGAUAAAGAAUCCCAGUUAUUCGAAUUUAUUGACAAUAGAUUGAAAAUACACGGGCCAAAACUUAUAUAAUAUCUAUAAUUUUUAU
This is a messenger RNA of Cimex lectularius (bed bug), 1266 nucleotides long. Its product is annotated as GTP-binding protein 10 homolog. The record is from RefSeq and is a predicted model, not a curated record. Lineage: Eukaryota; Metazoa; Arthropoda; Insecta; Hemiptera; Cimicidae. Bases 102 to 1250 code for a protein of 382 amino acids. The transcript has 8 exons. Gene Ontology annotation, cellular component: mitochondrion. Gene Ontology annotation, molecular function: GTPase activity; magnesium ion binding; GTP binding.